ACCAAUUAGUUGAGUGAGAUGUCCGUUACAGAGAGGACGUUUAUGAUUUUUAUGUGUUCUUUUAUUUAUUUCGAUAUAGAAAAGUUUUUGUGCAAAAAUGUUGGUGCCAAGUGUAUUUCUAACUUAAAAAUACUUUCUUAAAGUAUUUUCAACGUGUAAAAUGCUUCAAAAUGCCGUGUAUCGUAUCAAAUCACUUUCCGCGCGGGGCCUUCCAUCUCCAGUCUUUAGCGGAACGAGUGAGCCGUGAUCAAGAACAGCUCCCAGUUCUGCCACCAUUACACACCACACCCAGAGAUGUUAACGUACCAGUGGUAUACGCUGAGAGUGCAGCAUGUUCCCGUAGCACCUAUUCGCCUCUUCAGGCUUUAAGUGAGAGUACCUGUCGGGACCAUGGCGCCCAAGCCGCGCCUCCUCCGCCGCAGCCUCUGCCAAGAAUGCAGGUGUCCAAUCAAAACGUCACCCUACACCCUGCAGUCGCAAGAUGUACAGCCUCCUUAGAGCUUGCUGCCCUCUGGAGGAAUUUUCACGAACUCGGCACAGAAAUGAUAGUAACCAAAGCUGGCAGACGAAUGUUCCCCGCGUUGCAGGCGAGGUUAUCUGGUCUUCUGCCCAAUGCCGACUAUUUGUUGCUAGUCGACUUUGUACCGUUGGAUGAUAAGAGAUAUCGAUAUGCAUUUCACAGUUCAAGCUGGGUCGUAGCGGGAAAGGCGGAUCCAGUGUCGCCCCCUCGGAUCCACGUUCAUCCCGAUUCACCCGCCGCCGGCGCACAUUGGAUGCGGCAACUGGUCUCCUUUGACAAGCUUAAGUUAACCAACAAUCAGUUAGAUGAUAAUGGUCAUAUAAUACUCAACUCAAUGCACCGCUAUCAACCACGUCUUCACGUCGUCUACUUGCCUGGUGAAGGGCAAAGCGCGGCGCCGGGGACUGUGCCCUAUAGGACGUUUAUAUUCCCCGAAACGGGCUUCACGGCUGUCACUGCCUAUCAGAACCAUAGAAUAACGCAAUUAAAAAUAGCAAGUAAUCCAUUUGCCAAAGGGUUCCGGGAUUGCGAUCCAGAUGAUUGUCCCCCAGACCAAAGCCCACAAAGGAGUGUGCCUCGAAGACGUGAGCCCCAACAAGCCGAGCCCUAUUCAUUAGCGCAGCCAUACGCGGCUGACCCUAGCUCUAGUGGACCCUUGUACCCUGCGCACGCGCAUCCUGUCAGAUACCAGCCGCACGCGGGUCACAAUAGCGCCUACUCAGCGUAUUACGCCCAUAGAUAAACUUAAAUAAAACUAUAAAUAAGUAUGUGAUAUAGAUUAAAGACAGACUAUGAACACGUAUAAGACGUUAAAUUAUUAAUCCAAAGAUCCAAUUUAAUUUCAUAAACGAUUUUGAUAUAGGCAAAUGUAACUUAUAUUUAGGUUCAAGCUAUAGAAAUUGAAGAUCGAAAUAAAUCAGAUUAUAUAACUUUAUUAGGAAAAACAGGUCAGGUGACUAUUUUAAUAUACUAAUAUAAACAAUUUUAUUAUUGUGUUACGUUAAACAAUAUUGUCUUGUUUUUUUACAUAAUCAAACCAAAAUGUAUAUACUGAUAGAUGCACAAACGUCAAUCCCAUUUUUGACAUUCGGGAGUCACACUUAGCGCAGUCUCUCCAUAGAUUCUCAAUUUGAUAAGGUGCUUAAAAACGUUUUCGAUAUACGCAAAUGUAAAUUACAACUUAAAUCUAGGUUAAAGAUAUCAUAGCUUUUAAGAAUUGAGAAAUUUAAACCUUCAGGUUUAAAUUUCUCAAUUCUUAAGCUAAAUUUAAAUUCUUAAAAUUUAAAUUUUCAAAUCGAAAAAAAUCUAAUUAUGUAACUUAAGAAAAAAUAGGACUAUUGUAGAACAAAUAUUGUAAACACUAAUAUAAAUAAUGUAUUGUUUUGUUUUAAGCGUUCAAGUUUUGCGCACGUAAUUUUUGGAGAUUCUUGACCCCCCAUGUAACGCACCGUAACGUUUUUCUAUACCCAAUAGUAAAACGUUUCGUGACCACCCAGUGACUCUUUAUA
This is a messenger RNA of Pieris napi, 2028 nucleotides long. Its product is annotated as T-box transcription factor TBX1-like. The record is from RefSeq and is a predicted model, not a curated record. Gene Ontology annotation, biological process: positive regulation of DNA-templated transcription; cell fate specification; regulation of transcription by RNA polymerase II. The transcript has 9 exons. Gene Ontology annotation, cellular component: nucleus. NCBI's taxonomy places the organism in Eukaryota, Metazoa, Arthropoda, Insecta, Lepidoptera, Pieridae. The coding region runs from base 171 to 1262 and encodes 363 amino acids. Gene Ontology annotation, molecular function: DNA-binding transcription factor activity, RNA polymerase II-specific; RNA polymerase II cis-regulatory region sequence-specific DNA binding.